CUCCGACAGUCGGAGUGUUGGUGUGUUUGCAGAAAUGCACCGGACACAGGCGAGGACGGCGAAGGGCGGUGAUGGGAAGGAGAAGGUGGAAGAGGAGGCGGUGCAGCUGCGGAGGAAGAUCGGCCUGCUGCCGGCCAUAUCCUUCAUCGUCGGGACAGUGGUGGGCAGUGGCAUCUUCAUCUCACCCAAGGGAGUCCUGAUGAACAGCGGGAGUGUGGGUCUGUCUCUGCUGGUGUGGGCGCUGAGUGGAAUCAUCUCGUUGUUCGGAGCUUUGUGUUUCGCUGAACUGGGAACCACGUUUACAAAGUCAGGAGGCCAGUACACGUAUCUGCUGGAGCUACUGGGGCCGGUGCCUGCCUUCCUACGACUCUGGGCAGAUUUCAUAUUCAUCAGACCAGCUGUGAUUGCCUACGGGUCCCUGGCGUUUGGCCGCUACAUCGUGGAGCCGUUCUUUGCGCCAUGUGCUGCUCCUACGGUGCUCAUCAAACUCGUCGGUGUCCUCGGAGUGACAUUCGUCAUAGCAGUCAACAGCUGGAGUGUGACCUUGACCUCUCGCAUCCAGGUCUUCUUGACUGCUGUUAAAAUGUUUGCUGUGGUCCUCAUCAUCGUCCCCGGCUUGAUUGCCUUGGGGAAAGGAAAGACGGAAAAUUUCCAGAAUGACCUCGAAGCCGAGUUGUUGACGUUGACUAAGUUGCCACUCGCGUUCUAUAAUGGUCUCUAUGCCUAUGGUGGAUGGUUUUAUCUGAACUGCGUCACAGAGGAGGUCAUUAACCCAAACAGAAUCAUCCCUCUGGCUAUCAUUUUCUCCAUGGUGACAGUGACAGUUCUUUAUGUGCUUAUUAAUGUGGCGUACUACACCGUGAUGACACCUGCUCAACUCUUGAUGUCUGACGCAGUGGCUGUGACGUUUGCUAACCAAUCCAUCCAGUCGUUUGCGCCCGUGAUUCCGGUUCUUGUGGCCCUGUCGUGCCUCGGGGCGCUCAACGGUGGCACGUUUGGAUCACCCAGGGUGUUAUUUGUGGCAGGCAGGGAAGGCCACUGGCCGGCAAUCUUUUCCAUGAUCCACAUCCGUAGACGCACUCCUUUGCCUGCUGUACUGUUUCAGUUCCCCUUUGCAGUGGUGAUGAUCUUGAAAGGUGAAAUCUACCAGCUUUUGAACUUUGCCUCCUUUUCUCGCUGGUUCUUCAUCGCCUUGUCAACGUUGGGAAUGCUCAUUCAUCGCUAUCGAUUCCCUGACCUCCCAAGACCUUUCAAGGUUCCCGUGGUCAUCACAGUCACCUUCACGGUGGUUUCUUUCUUCAUUGUGGGCAUGUCUCUAUACUCGGACCUCUUCAACACAGGCUGCAGCUUGGCUCUCACACUCUCCGGACUCCCAGUUUACUAUGUGACCAUCCACCGCCCCUGCUUGCCCAAAAGAUUUACACGCACAUUCAACUACUGCAGCAAGAAGCUCCAGAUCCUUCUAGAAGUGGCUCAACAAGAAGUCCAAACAUACUGAAGACACCAAAGACACCCGUCAAAACCUUGAUGCAUUUUUUAUGUCCAGUAACCUUGUGUUUGAAGUAUAAUACGCCUCAACAACUGUCUUGAACCUUUCAGAAGUUCUGCUUUUUGGUGGGUUGUGGCCAAAAGUGGGUUGCGGCCAAAAGUGGGACCAAAAAUGAGUGGGUAGCAGAACUGGACUGUUCUUACUCUGCUCUGCAUAUGGCACUUAUCCACAGUAUACAGUUGUUAAAUAAACAUAAGGAGUUUAAAAAAUGUGGAUUGCAACUUAACCACUGGAUUAGUAAACAUGAUAUUCCAGCUCUUGUGACAACACAGAUUUAAGUGAUUUGGAAGAGUCCUGACACUACUUACUUACUACCUGGGCUUAUUCAUUUUAAGUUUUUCAUAGUGUGUAAAGAAAAAACAUUUGCUCAAUAACUAAACUGCUCAAUAGAUUUUCAUCACAACACUAGGUGUGAAUCUUUCAGAAUCUCAUAAUUUGGUAGAGAGUUCAGGUAGAAAUUCUUGUAAUCAUAAUAAUCUGUGUCUCUUUAAAAUGAUAAA
This is a messenger RNA of Solea senegalensis (Senegalese sole), 2049 nucleotides long. RefSeq names its product cystine/glutamate transporter-like. Gene Ontology annotation, molecular function: L-amino acid transmembrane transporter activity. Bases 35 to 1498 code for a protein of 487 amino acids. The record is from RefSeq and is a predicted model, not a curated record. The transcript has 12 exons. NCBI's taxonomy places the organism in Eukaryota, Metazoa, Chordata, Actinopteri, Pleuronectiformes, Soleidae. Gene Ontology annotation, biological process: amino acid transmembrane transport. Gene Ontology annotation, cellular component: membrane.